Daucus carota subsp. sativus is the source of this 2460-nucleotide messenger RNA. RefSeq lists its product as uncharacterized. The coding region runs from base 173 to 2275 and encodes 700 amino acids. The transcript has 12 exons. Lineage: Eukaryota; Viridiplantae; Streptophyta; Magnoliopsida; Apiales; Apiaceae. The record is from RefSeq and is a predicted model, not a curated record.
UAUGUAACCCCGACAGCAGCGAAGAACAAAUUUAGUCUGAGAGUAGACACCGCCUUUAUACUCUCACAAGCUCCGCAGAACAUGCUCACUGUCUGACUCCUUGUUCAGGGUUUAGGGUUUGUGGGCGCAAACACUCAGAGAGACACAUUACACAUACUAUACCAGAGUUGGAAUGGAAAUGCCGUCGAGCCCAGAACCGGCGAUUACAACGGAGGGUUCUAUUGCAGCAUUCAUGGAAAUGAUUCUUUACACUGCUUUGCCCUUGAAGCCGCUUGAUGAUCCUCCGAUUGAAAUGCAGCAGUUAAUUGCCAAACAGACUCACGCUGUGGUGGUGCUAUACAACUACUACCAGAGGAAAAGACAUCCAGACCUCAGGUUUCUUGAUUUUGAGUCAUUUUGCAAGCUAGCAGCGACUCUGCAACCUGAAUUGGUCCCAUAUAUGAAAAACAUGCAUCAGUCUGAUUACAAGUCCUCAGAUGUCCCUGAGGAUCAACUUUCAUUAACCGAGAAGGCCAUAAAGGAUGCAUGUAACACAUGUUUGGCUCUGGAUGAUGUUCCUGAAGAUAUGCCGAUCAAGGAGGAUUGGCCGAUUUCCAAAAUCGUGGUUAUGUUAGUUGAUCCCACUAAAGAAAAUUGUCUCUAUAUCUUUGGUUCUGUAACUAGAGGGGUCUGGUCGUUUCUGGAGCAAACUAUUGACAAUCAUAAGCUCAGUUCAGAUGGUGCAGUUGCGAGAAAGAAAAGAAGAAGAAUUAAUAAAAAAGAUCUGGUGGAGGAGCAAUAUACUACUGAAGCUGGAUAUGAGCAACUUGCGGUUCCUGCUAUAAUGAAUUUUACAGGUUUGAAGAAGACUGAUCUUGUGCUCUUGGAGAGCCAUGUUGUGUACUCUGUAAGCAAAGAAAAGACUGCUGCAAACUUUUUUAUCGUGAAGUGUGCAGUGAAAUUCCAAGAAAAACUCAACAUAACGUAUUGGGUUCCUAUGAAAGAAGUUGUUGAAAGCUUGCAAGGUCCAUUGGCUAAUUGGCUUAUAGGAAGUUGGACACCGACUUCUGUGACUCAGAGUUAUCAUUUGCUUCCUUACUCAGAGAUAUUGUCAAACUAUUUUUCCAGACUCAAGCACUCGUCACAUGAAGGAGAACAUCAAAGGACAAUUGGUGACAAAUCCCAAUCAUCUCAAGAACUUCGCCCUGAAACAGAUAAUAUCUGCACUAUCACCUGCUGCAGCGAUCUAUCUUUUGGUUGUUUAAACAACUUCAAAGUGAUGGUGAGCACCUCUAGUUUCAAUACAAAUGAAGCAAAUGAUGCAACUAUCAUAUCUCCAAAUAUGGAAGAUAAUAUUGAAACUGGCAUGGCUGGACCGACCUGUUCUUUAAGUAGUCUGCACACUGUGGAUAGUGAUGAAACUGAUGCAGUUUCAAUCUGUAAAGAGGACAAAACCAAGAACAAUGUCUCAUCAGGAAAGAUUUAUCAGCAAUACAGAAAGAGAACAUCGACAAGGAGAGAUGUUACUGUUUCAACCUUGAGUGUCAAGGACAAGGAGGCAGCUGACCUUGAGGUUAAGCGGAAUGUACCGGAUUUCAAAGCUGACAAGCUGGAUACAGUGAAGAAUACAGUUACUGGUUUGGAAGUUGACAAUGUGGGUACUCUGAACAAGAGCUUCAACAAUAACUCAGUGAAAACAAACUCCCCAGAAAAGGUUGAGCCUACAUCUUUUGCAAACGAGAAGGAGUUGUAUGUGGCUGAUAAGGAGAAGGAGUUAUCUGUGGCUGCUUUUAGGGUUCUUCUCAGCAAAAGAGAGAGAUUGACUCAUCAAUUGCGGAAUUUAGGAGAUGAGAUUGCUAUAUGUGAUAAAAACAUCCAGACAAAAUCAGAUGGUGGUAAAGAUUCCUUUCCCCAGAAGACAGACACUUCUAUUGAUUUUCGCACUGAAGUAUGUGUACAAAGAGAAGCAUUUCAAGACAGCACUUGUCAGCAUGCAAAAGAUCAAGUUUCCUCUCAACAGGUGAAAGGGAAGAGCAUUAUUGAGGCUAUGAUUCCUGAUCAAAUAUUUUGUCAGGUUCUGGAUCGGAUAUGCCAUGACAACAAAUGGACUUCGCCAACAUAUUCAGUAUCUACAUGUGAUGGUGGCUAUACUGCAAGUGUAACUGUGAAAGGGGAGGAUUUCGAGUUGUCAGUAAAUGUCAAUGAUACUGUGCAUCCAAGUCCGGGUGCAGCAAAAGACUCGGCUGCUGUUCAAAUGAUCGAUAAACUACGUCGUUUUGUGGGCCCGAACAAGUAGUUAUAUAGAAUUAUCAUGUGUGAUAUCAGCAGCAUCUAACUGUUAAGUCCAAACAUGGAUUGUGAUAUCCAUUGUAAUAUCCCCUUCCAAUACUUUGUUGCCUGUAACUUGUAAGUAUUUAUUAACAAUCACAAUCUGUUUUUACAUGAAUGAAAAAAAAAAAGGGAAAAGGAAUAUUCUCUCUA